Messenger RNA from Seriola aureovittata, 5853 nucleotides. RefSeq names its product Smith-Magenis syndrome chromosome region, candidate 8b (gene smcr8b). Gene Ontology annotation, cellular component: guanyl-nucleotide exchange factor complex. The record is from RefSeq and is a predicted model, not a curated record. Gene Ontology annotation, molecular function: GTPase activator activity. The transcript has 7 exons. NCBI's taxonomy places the organism in Eukaryota, Metazoa, Chordata, Actinopteri, Carangiformes, Carangidae. The coding region runs from base 1152 to 3902 and encodes 916 amino acids.
UUUAUUCAUACUCAUCUCAUUCAAGUAGUGUCACCAUAAUCAGAUUUUCUUCUCCGCCUCAGUUCCUUGGUGCUGUCUUAAACAGAAACAGUAGCUACUUGCACAGGUGUGCUGAAGGCAGAUGAGACCACGUUUUACUGGGUUAUAGGUUAUGCUACAUAAAUAAUGAAACUGUGGUAGUUUUGGGAUUCAUUUGAGUUAUUGACCUGGGAAAUUGCAUUUCUGUUAAUAAAUUAUGUGAUUGGCUUUACAACAGUCCUGCAAUAAACCCUACCUUUAUAAAGGUUAAAAUGUUUUUGUUGUUGUUGUUUAAACUUAAUGUUGGCGUUGGAGGAUGUAGUCAGUGGUCCUGUUGAACUGUAUUGCACAAAACACUACCCCAAACGAGAUUAAAAAGUGGAUUAGUGAAUUGACAGAAAAUUAAUUUUGCAACAAUUGACAAGCAAUUUGGGGCAGUUGCUCUUGCACUUUGCCUCAGUACUAAUCCAGCCAGGAAUAAAAGGCAAAACAGUUCAACAGCACCACACCUUUUGUCCUCCAAAAUGAUAUAGUUGAAUCAACACCUCUUUUAAAUAGUUUAAAUAAAAACUGAACAUUAUAACCUUCAUGAAGGGAUGAUUUAUUGCAUGACCCUAAUAAACUGUCAACUGAGUGUAUUUCCAGCAGAUGUUCCAAAAAAAAAGUUUUUACUUUGAAACUGAUGACCGGAAGUCUUCGUUACUCCAGCCUUGUAUUCAUGAAGCGCCGCUUUCUCUACACAAGCGAGCGGCACCCGCGCGGCACCGGCCCACCGGCUGUCACAUGGCUUAAUAUGGGUGUAGAGGAUUCUGUUUGCCGGUCAGAUAUGUGACUCCGAGGCACAAGUUCUAGGCUGAAAGUUUGCUUACUAAUUACGAGAAAGAGGAACACAAAACCCGGGACAAAGGUUAGCUAACCGUGUGACUGCCGCCCACAGGGGACUUUCGCUUCUCCGUUAAGUUUUCUCAGAUGCCUGUUCCCGAAAACGCCGCUUGUUUACGCGACUGUUGCUGUUGAAAGUUAACGGCUGACUCACCGACUGAGGGCCGGGGGCACCGGGACACCGCCGCCGCUGAGAACAUAAAAGCGCCUUGUAAGCCCCUCCAUGGGUUGACCAGCCUCACUGUCUGAAAAUGAUCGGGUCACCGGACCUAUUGGCCUUCACCGGCACAGAGGGGUUUGGGGAAGGAGAGGAGGACCAGGAGGCUCAGAGUCUACCUGAAGAGCUCUCUGUCCCCCUUUCACCUCCCUCCCACCCCUGGACCACCUCCGCCCAGUUCCGCAGAGACUUUAUACUGGUGGCUGAAUUCUCAGAGCAGGUGGGUCCAAAACCUGUACUGACGAUACCGGACGACCCCAGGGUCAUCGGCACCUUUGACCUCAACCACUUCUCUGUUCGCCUCAUGUCUGUGGAUUACCAGGCGUCCGGCCCCGUCCACACUACUCAUGCCACCCCCGGCCCCCGCCUCAACUUCAGCGAGGACUCCAAAGUGAUCCUGGGAGACUCAGCGGAGGAUGCUUUUGCAUACGUUCACCACCUGACCCUGUACGACCUGGAGGCUCGCGGCAUGGUGCGUCCUUUCUGUAUGGCCUACGUGUGUUCGGACCAGGCGAAGCUGAUGGAGAACUUCUCCGAACUGUCGACAUGCUUCUCUCAGGCGUCUGACAGCCUUAAGACGGGAAACAGGCAGGCGUUCUCUAUGGAGCUGCAGAGAAAACUGCAAGAACUCGAGUACACACGGUUGACUUUGCUGCAGGAGACAGAACAUGUGACGACAGUAAAUGGGUUCACAGAAGUUGGAGAGAAAGACGGAGAUCUUGAAGCUGUAGAGCGUUCAAUAUUAAAUCACAGAGACCUCCUCCGCCAGGUCACAUCCUACCCAAACAGGAAGCUCAAACAGCCUGACUUUCUGCCCUACGACCCAGCUGACUCCCUUACUGAUCCUACUGCGUUACUGCCUCCUGAGCUCUGUCCCUCCGCCUCCACCUCCACCUCCAACUCCUACAAGUCCGAGCACCGUCUGAAGCAGCUGCACGAGCUCUGCAAUGGUUACUUCCUCUCCUUAAUGAAGGAUCAGCUAGCAGACACAGAGCGCAGCCUUCGUGGUGACAGGAGUGUCCUGCGAACUGCUCGCGUGUCACGUUCGCUUUCCAGGAGGCUCAUGCUCACCAACUUCCUGUUUGAGCUGUGGAGACCAGAGGAUGAAGAGGAGGAGGAGAGGGAGAGCACUGAGCCAGAGCUACAGAGGGCGAGUAAGAGCGUUGUUGAGGUGUCAGAGCCAAUGAGCCUGGAAUCAUUCUGCUCCUGUGUGGAGGAGAUCCCGAUCAAACUGGAGGCAGGAGAAGCCGGGACAGUGACCCCUGACCCCAGCAUUGCCACGGAGAUGACAGGAAGUGUGAGCAGUGGCGACAGCAUUGAAGUGCUCGGGACUGAGAAAUCUUAUCGGACGCAACAUGCCAUCGCUGGAUCUGACAGCAGAGGUCCAGCUGACAGUUUACUCUCUUCAGCAGAAACACCGGUCAUGCUGAUGGACACGUCUGUCAGGCGAGCGACAGUAGAUGCAGGCGCCAGGCGUGUGCGAGCGUACGCCAGACGAGCCAACAGCGAGGACAGCAUUGAGGUUCUGAGCACCACCGAGUCCAUCUUUCCAGAUGACCUCACCGCCAUCACAGAGGAAGAUGCGGAGCACCAACCUCUGAGCAAUGGCUUUGACAACGAGGAAGAAACACUGACGGAGUGUAAGGCUGACGAUGCUCUCAUAGAGGAGAAAAUACUGAAUGCAGCUACUACAGGAAAUGAAAAUGAAAAUGAACUUCCUGUUCAGAAAGAUGAUGGUUGUGUUGAUGAGGACAAGCCUUUAAAGCAAAUAACCCUCAGUGAUGGCGCCGUGAUCAAAGAGGAACCGGCCAUCGAGAGUUUGAAGAAGAAUCAAGUCCAUGAAGACAACAAUCUUGAGAAGACGCCCAAACUACAACAAGAAGCGGUGAAGUUGAUGCCAAAGUGGUCUGAAGCCCAUCAGACGUUGCAGUCAGUGGAGGUGGACCGCUGGUCUCCACCCUGCGCUCCUCUCAGGCUGCUGAGCAUCGACGAAGCGUCUGACUGCACCAGCUUUACGGGCUCCUCAGAACCCCCAUCUCCCACCCAAAAUAUCCACAGCAACGCCCAUUUAGAUAAGAGGAGGAGAAGGAAGGCUGGACUCAGAGCCCUCAGGUUCAUCAAACAGAACUCAUUCUCCCAGCAUGCCGUAUUUUGCCUCCUGAGCGGCCGGCCACUGGUUGUCGUCGGAGGAGACGAGGGUUUGGUCAGGAAGCUGGUGGACGCUCUGAGUCUCUUCCUGCCUGCUCCCGGUCCUGAUGGAAAUGCAGUGAUGCCGUCUCUGUCCAUGCCACUUCAACUGACCGACCUGCUCACGUGGAGACUGAUAGGAAUACACAGAUCAUCCUCCAGCUCCUCGUCCACCAUUAUCCACUCUCUGACUCGCUACAGUCGUUAUUUGGCCUUGCUGGACCUGGACCAGAGGACUCUGCGCUGUCCAUCAUACUCCGGCUCUCUCGUCGGCAGACUGGCCAAUCAUCACACUGGCAUCAGCCGAGGCAUCACCUACCUGCUGCACCUGGAGAGCUGCCUGACUGUGCUGGCCAACCAGGCUCUGCUGUACACGUUUAGUCCUGCUGCCCAACGUCUAAGCGCUGCAGGAGGGAAGGAAGAUUCAGGAGGCGAGGAUUUUCUGGUCACACGAGGAUUCUGCAGCAGUGAAAACGAUUUGAGAGUGAUGAGCUUCCUGUCUGACCUCGUCAAACAGCGCCACGCAGGACGUGGACCUCCGGUUUUAAGAUUUUCUUAUGGCUCAGCGCAGCUCCACAGAAAUACAUACACAACAUAGAGUCCAAAGACACAGGAGGAACAAAAGAUUCUUAUCGCUUCGACAAAAUGCACUGAUCUCUCUCCAUGACUGAAGCAGAAGGUUAAACAUCAUCUGGCACUGUGAAGACAAAAGAAUCACACUUGUAAUGUUUUAAUCUGCUGUGUUUGUGUGUGUGUGUGUGCGUGUGUGUGUGUGUGUGUGUGUGUGUGUAUGAUUCCAGCUUUGGGUCAUGUAUCUCUGGAAUACUGAACAUUAGUGCACUCGUGCCUGGGGCACCAAAAACCUUGAUGUGCUGGCAGCCACUACACCUGAAGUAUUGUUUGUUUGUUUUUUUAAUUGCAGUGUUUUUAAAAUGUAGCCCAAUCACUGGAAUACCUAUGAACUCUUUGUAAUUCAAGAUAAUUGAGCCACAGAUGAACAUUGUGCAAAAAAAAAAAAAAACCCUUUUGUAGAUCUGUGAGUACUGUGAAGGCAGCGUGGUACCGAGGCUGCUAGAUGUUGGAGUUUGGUGCUUCUGUCCUCCUUAACUCUUAUAAAAGCUUGUUGCUGUGUCAUUUAGCAUUGAGCCAGACCAACUCGGUUCAGAGGGGUUAAUUUUUCAGGACUUAACAUCAUUGCUGUUGAAACAAGCACCGGUUCAACUGGGCCGAAGCUAAAACUGGAUGGACACUGAAAAUUGUACAUCGAGCUUCAUGCAGGACGGGCAUGUGGUAAAGAACAAAAGUUUAAUUUUAAUAAUUACCAGUGGUGGGAGUAUUCAGGUAAAAGUAUCAAUACUCCAUUACAAAUAAAAAUCCAACAUUCAAAAUCCCACUCAAGUAAAAGUACAUAAGUAUUAUCAGCAAAAUUCACUUUAAUCAAUCUUUUAUCAAAAGUAAAAGAGCUCAUUUUAAAGUAAAAAAGGUCCCAGUGAGUGAUAUUUUAUUAUAUACACACAUUUGUUUCCAUUCUUCAGACUUUUCAAUAGUCUUUGCAGUUAUUUGUGAAAUAUCUAUAGAUCUGAAACAUGACAAGCAUCCGCAUCUAGAGGGACAAGGGGGGGAAGUUAGAAAUGUAAUACUUGUUUUUAUGAGAUUAUGUUUUUUAAAUUAAACCAGGAAAUUAACAAAUAACUAAUAGAUAAAUAUGGUGCAGUAAAAAGUACAGCACUCUGUCUGAAGUGUAGUUGAGUAAAUGCAAUUAAUUACUUUUCCCCACUGACUGUUUUCUGCACUCUGGCUUUAGACCUCAGUUAAACCACAUGUGCAGCAGGGUUCAGUUGAACCUCAGUGAAUACUCGUUAAUCAAUAAGCUGACAAUCAGAACAUCUGAUUUGUUUGAAAGUACUGUACUUAUGUACACCAGCCGUACUUUACUUGAUAAUUCCAUGUUAUGCCACUUUAUACUUGUACUCUGCUUCAUACAGGGAAAUACUUCCCUCAACUAUAUCUAUUUGAAAUGUUUAGUUAUUUGUCAGAUUCAAAUUGAAACAAAAUAUAAGCAGAGAAAUUGUGUUAUUGUAGUUAAAAUUAGUCCCACUUUUACUACUGACAUUUAAAGUAUAUUAGUCAUGUACUUUUACAUAAACUUUUGAAUGUAUUUGAACUGCAGCUGAAACAGAGCAACAGCCUCCUCCUGUUAAACACUGUACUUUUGUUAUUCUAAUGAUGCAAAUAUGAGCCGAUUUCAGCAUGUGUAUAUUUACAAUAAAUAAAAUCAUAUUUUACACAGGAACUCUACAUUUGAAGAAAUAAUUCAGCAACCAAGACUUAUAUUUCCUUUCCUUUCUUUUGGCCAAAGUGGUUCAUAAAGCUGUCAGCUUUUUAAUUUAAUUUAAAGUGUCACAUAAUGGCCUCAAUUACAAUAAUAAAAAAAAAAAAGAAUAUCCAAAAGUAUUUCCAGAAGGUAAUGAACAUACAAAAUAAAAAUCAUACAGCGCAGAGCUCUGUAGCCAGUUCCCACCAACAAGCCAUUAAAGAACAAAGCAACA